CAAAGUCAUACUUGUUUUACAAUCAAAUUUGGUAAACUGGCGUCGUGUUUUUCUACCGGUUUUCUGUUUUUUAUUUCAACAAACAAUAAUUUUAUAUAUGAUUUGCAAAGUUUAAUACAAUUCCAAUUAAAAACUAAAUCUGUUAUUUCGUUUUGUGAAUGUUGUUGAAUUGAAAGCUUACUUCUUCUGGAAUAUAACCUAUACAUAUAAGCUAUGGCGGAUGAGGAUUUUAGUACAUUAUUGCAACAGGCAGAGCAGCUGACAACUGAAAUCGAAGGGAAUGAAGAGCUGCCGAGGGUUGAAAGGUCCUUGGGACAAGUGUUGGAAGCAUCUCAAGAACUUUACUCGAGAGUAAUUCAAUCUGGCGCCAACGAUAUUCAAGCACACCUCCUGUUUGGAUCAAAAGGCAUAGAUCUUCAACAAAUAUCACAGAAAUUAGAAACUCUCAGUUCGAAGCGUACCUUUGAACCUCUACAACCAAUAGCUGAUUCAGACAUUGAAAGCUUUUUGAAGAAUGAAAGGGAAAAUGCUAUCCUAUCUCUUAUUGAUGAAGUCAACAAAAAUUCUUUACAAACAACUGAAGAUCAAAAAUGGGAGCACAUGCUUUCUGAAUGGAAUAGAGAAAAGAUAAAGCUAAUGAAUGCUAUGAUUGGUCCAUCUCAGAACUGGUUGGACUUGAAACGUACACCAGAACCUCCAAGCAUUGCAGAUGCUCCGAAGAAGUUUGGUCACUCUAUGUUAGAUAAUAUUGAAGCGGCAUAUGCUAGACAAGUGCGCCAGUACAAUAAGCUUGUGUUCCAAGGGUCUAAGUCAAGAACAGCACUGCAUCAAAAGUUUGCACAGGUUGCUGAAGAGUUUAAUGAUCCAAAAGUGAAAGAAAUGUGGGAAAUUAUAAAACAUAUGGCCAACAUACCAGCUCUUGUGAGAGAAGAAGAUCCACUGAAAGCUAGAGGAAAUCAAACUAUACAACAAUGUCUUAUUGGCCAAGGAAAGAAAUAUUUGGAAAAAAGAUACAAGCAAUACAUGAGCGACGUGGUGCGCUCGAACCCGUCGCUGGCGCUGCGCGGCGGCGAGCCGGGCACGUACCCGCUGGCGCGCGGGUUCGUGGGGCUGCGGCUGCAGGGGCCAGCGGCGCAGGGGCUCGCCGACGGCGUCGUGGACGAGCGCCCGCUCUGGCCCAUGGUGUACUACUGUCUGCGCAGCGGCGACGCGAAUGCCGCGUUGCACUGUUUGCGGAAAGCUGGCCGUGAUCACGAGGAGUUCAUAGCAGCUUUGGAGGAGCACAUCAGGAGCCCUGAGAAACCCCUUAGCGAUAAGUUACAAACUGCCAUUAACUUCCAGUACCGAAUCCAAGUUCGCAACUCUACGGACCCAUAUAAAAGAGCUGUGUACUGCGUAAUAGGGUGUUGCGACGUAAGCGACGAGCACAGCGAGGUGGCACGCACGGCCGACGACUAUCUCUGGCUCAAGCUUUCCGUCAUCAAGGCUCGCUCCAACAACGACACGGACUCUUUCUCUUACUCCGAUCUACAGAAACUCAUACUUGAAGAAUAUGGGGAGACUCAUUACCAUGCAUACGAGAAGCCACUUGUAUACUUCCAAGUGUUGACCCUUACUGGACAAUUCGAACCAGCUAUUGAAUUUUUAUCCAGAAUACCAAGAUAUCAAGUACAUGGUGUGCAUAUGGCGUUAGCGCUGCAUGAUGUGUACAUGUUGGGCACUCCCCGUAAUGUUCAGGCACCUUUGUUAUCUGUGGAUACCGACGACCCAUCGCCACUGCGACGGCUCAACUUGGCGCGGCUGCUUCUAUUAUAUGUUAGAAAAUUUGAACUAACUGACCCCUCGGAAGCGUUGCAUUAUUACUUUUUUUUGAGGAAUCUCAAAGACCCCAGCGGCAAGAACCUGUUCAUGUGUUGUUGCACAGACCUGGCACUGGAGAGCAGGGACUACGAUUUGCUGUUCGGACGAGUGGAGCCCGGGACUGUGGUUCGAGGGGUUGGGCUGUUGGAUGAGUUCAACAACACACAGAUUGAUACAAAGGUGAUAGCUCUCAAUGUUGCGGAACAAUUAGUGAAUAAAGGUCUCUUUGAAGAUGCCAUAACAAUGUAUGAUAUUGCUGAGAAACUGGAGAAGGUUCUAGAAUUAUUCUGCGUGCUGCUAGCGCAAGUGGUGAACAGUGGCGGUGGUGUGGGCGGACUGCGGGAGCGGCUGGCGGCGCUGGCCGACCACGUGACCAGGAAGCUGCGGGCCGCCGACCACAGUCUGCCCGCCGCGCUGGUCGACGCCUACACUAAGCUGUGCAAGCUCAUGACCUUUUUCGAUCAGUUCCACAGCGAAAACUAUGACGCUGCGCUUGAGACCCUCCGGUCGUGCGAGCUGGUGCCGCUGAGCGCGAGCGAGUUAGAGGAGCGCGUGGUGUGGGCGCGCGGCGCGCGCGGCGAGCUGCUGCGCGCGCUGCCCGCCGUGCUGCGCGCGCUCUGCGCCAUGCUGCUCGCGCGCAGGCAGGCGCUGCGUGCGCACACGCAGCUGCCCGGCUACAACAACAACCAGCAAGUGGAAUGGCUCCGGGAGCAAGCCGAGGUGCUGAACACGUUUGCUGGCAACAUCUCGUACAGGAUGCCCGGCGACACCUACAGCCAGCUCGCGCAGAUACAGAUAUUGAUGCAUUAGCAAAUAACAUGAGUCAUUAAAUUAUGAGCUAAGAAUAAAGUAUUUUUAAUUGAUAA
Messenger RNA from Plodia interpunctella (Indianmeal moth), 2726 nucleotides. Its product is annotated as nuclear pore complex protein Nup93-like. Gene Ontology annotation, molecular function: structural constituent of nuclear pore. Gene Ontology annotation, biological process: poly(A)+ mRNA export from nucleus; protein import into nucleus. The record is from RefSeq and is a predicted model, not a curated record. Gene Ontology annotation, cellular component: nuclear pore. The coding region runs from base 214 to 2670 and encodes 818 amino acids. NCBI's taxonomy places the organism in Eukaryota, Metazoa, Arthropoda, Insecta, Lepidoptera, Pyralidae. The transcript has 15 exons.